Molecule: messenger RNA, 495 nt
Organism: Colletotrichum tamarilloi
Lineage: Eukaryota; Fungi; Ascomycota; Sordariomycetes; Glomerellales; Glomerellaceae
Exons: 2
Source: RefSeq, a predicted model, not a curated record
UCGGACAGCAAAGUCUUCCGCAGCGAAGAAGUCUGGCUCUCUUGCAGCCUUCUUCGUAAAGGUAGACAGAAACAAAGCUCUAGCCCGCGCUAUCAAAGUCCAGCCAAAGGCACCAAAGACGCCAGAACGCCUCAACAUGUAGAACCCCCGCCAAUGUCACAAUCGACCACAGCGCUAGCCUCUUCAAUGACAACAACAACGACGGACUCUUCGAGUCCACCUGAGGAAGGAGACGACGUCAUCGACUUGGUGACGACGGACAAAGUGGGCUUGCCUGACCCAUUGCCUCAGACAGUCACUGUUCCUUCUGAGCCCCAGCCGUCAAAAUCAAGAGCAUCAUCAAUCCAGCAAUUGAAACACAUCAGGCGCCCAGACACUCAGAAGGGCACCAAGGGUAUCCUUUUCCAAGGCGAAAUCAUCGACGACCUCAUCUCUUUUCCCAAAGUUUGCCGUAACCUGUGGCACAUUAAAUUCCUACACUUGGACGACAGCUAG